UAGCGACGCUUGUUGGACAAGCCAAGGGAGCAAAAUGGCGGAUGACGAUAUAACGCUUGAUGGGAAACCUCUACAAUCGCUCCGUGUAGCGGAUUUAAAAGCUGCGCUGGAGCAAAGAAAUCUCCCCAAAACUGGACAGAAAAAUACGCUUAUAAAGCGACUAAAAGGGGCUCUUAUGUUGGAAAACCUGCAGAAGUCUUCUUCUCAUGGUGGGAUACAGCCCAAUUCCCAGAUUGGAGAGGAGAUGAGCCAGAACAGCUUCAUAAAACAGUAUUUGGCCAAACAACAGGAGCUUCUCCGUCACAAACUGGAGAGAGAGGCACAGCUAGAGGAGGAGGAGAUUGAUGAAUGCCAGGUUGAGGAAGGAAAAGACCAUUUGUUGGAAAACCCUGCCUAUGAAUCAAAGCAUUCUCUGGCUAGGAUGGAAGAAAGGCAAGUGGGGGAAUCAUUUGGUCAUGAUCUAAUGGCUUAUGCUUCUGGAGAUACUAUACAUGGUCUUCAUGGUGUGGAGUUUCAAGAGCCUCCAGGACCUGUAUUUCAACGUUUUUAUCAAGGACAACAGGAACUUCCAGCACCUUCUCCACCACGUGCUGUGGCUUCUCUGUCUGUGCGUGUGCUUGGGGAGCCCAAUUGCCAAGGACUUCCUCCUGCUGUGCCCCGGAUUCAAGAGAAGGCAAACACCGCACCCAGUGACCCAGCUCCCCCUGCGCUUCACCUCAGCCGCUCUGCAGGGGUGGCAUCAGCAGCCCGUGAGGACAGUGAAGAAGGGGAAGCGAGCGAUGACGACAGUGAUGACGACGACUGGGGUCCUGCGGCUUCUCGAAGGAGCAGUAAAGUAGCUCCUCAGCUGCAGCCCCCAAGUGCUGCUGCAGCCUCAGGUAGAUCCAAACGAAAGCUUCAGCCUCCACAGCAUAUCCCCCCCCCCCAGCUUCAAAGCCCGCUCCAGCUACGACACCCUACUCCUCCUCCCUCUCCUCCUCCAAACCUUUUCCCCCUUCCAGACACCCCAAAGCAGAGUCCACCAGAUGCCGAUCCGCCCUCAGGAGAAAGGUCAAAGGGGGGCACUCUUCCAUCAACUGCUAUGCAAAGGCAGGACUCUGACACCAGCUCACAGUCCAGUAGCCCUGAGCCUCCUGCACAGCGCCGACCUGGGCCUCUCUCUCUGCUGGUGCACAGGAUGGAGUCAGAGCAGGCUCUGGAUGAGACACAGUCCACCUCAGCUGCCGAUAUGUCAGGGGAGGAGUCACAGCCCCCUGUUGGGUCUGUUAGCACUGUGGAUGUUGGCAAAUCGUUACCACACAAGCCGGAUCGUAAAAAAGAACAAGAAAGCAGAGACAAAAGAAAAAGAGAAGAAGAAAAGGAAAAAAAGGAUUUUGAGGAAAAUGAACAGCACGGUUUCCAUUUGUCAAGAAGGCAGGAGGUACCAGACACCAGCUCUUCUAAAGUAAUGUGUGAAGUCCAAGAUUCUGAUUCAUCAUCAGAUUCUGACUCAUCUUCACGCUCAUCAUCUGAAAUAAUGAACAAACCAACCAGGCAGCAAAAGGAGGCACACCAACGACAAAGGAAGGAUGAGUUUGCACAGUCUGAAAAACACCUCGGGAAAAGUGAGGUGUCGGAGCCUAGUGCAGCUGCUGUCACUGAAGAGGAGCCAGACUCUGAGAGCUCCAUGGCUUUGCCAGCGGCUUCUGGGGCAGAGCCAGAGAACAGUGAGGGUCCUGUGGAGGAGAGCACCACUACGAAGGCUUUUGCUGCCCGCAAAAUAUCCUUGACCAGCAACAAGAUGUCUCCAGCUAGUGCUGAACGAGGAACGGGUGAGCCUGAAGCAUUGAAUGCCGGAAGGAAGAGGCGAUGGGGAUCCAGCACAGCAACCACUGCUAAGAAGCCUUCCAUCAGCAUCACCACAGACUCUCUCAAGUCUUUAAUCCCUGACAUCAAAGUCAAUCAGGAAGCUGUGGUAGACCUUCCUGCAGAGGAGCUUCAGUAUUCUGGGGAUGAAGACACCAUGGAUAGCACCCAGGAUGACCAGGACAACGGCCUGAAGAUUCAACGCACAGUCACACAGGUAGUUUCAAGCGAUAGUCAAAAGAAUGGAGGCAAUGAAGAGGGUGAAGGAGAAAAAAACGAUCAAGAAAAGCCCCUCAGAGUAUCCAAAGACCGACAAAAGAGUAGUGUUUCCGAGGAGGCAAUAGAGGCUGCAACGUCACCCAAACCUGGAGAGGCCAAGAAAGUUUCUCCCAGUGACACCCUGGUACGCCGAUCUAUUAGUCAACAGAAGUCAGGGGUUUCUGUUACUAUUGAUGACCCCAUCCGCACAAACAGGCAACCGUCACCACCACGAGGAAAAGUGUCCAAGAUCAUCCAUGUGACCAAUUUAGUUCGGCCCUUUACAGUGGGUCAACUUAAAGAGCUGCUAAACCAAACUGGAAGCGUGGUGGAGGACGGCUUCUGGAUCGAUAAGAUCAAAUCCCACUGCUAUGUCACGUACUCUACAGAAGAGGAAGCAGUUUCUACCAGAAAUGCCCUUCAUGGAGUAAAAUGGCCUCAGAGCAAUCCCAAAGUCCUCAGUGUGGACUUCAGUGAGCAGGAUGAGUUGGACUUCCACAAAGGCAUCCUAAAAGUCACAAAGGAACCAGACCAUAGCAUCCCAGUGCCCAGUGGACCUCAUCAGACCAGACUGCCCCCACUCAUGCCAGAACGAGACCGAGAUCGGGACAGAGAACGGGAGCGUGACCGAGGACUGGGUGUGGUCCGGGAUCUGUGGGCGGAGCGCGAACGGGAGAUGGAACGGCGAGAGCGGGCGAGGGGGGAGAGAGAGUGGGACCGCGACAAGAUCAGGGAGUUUGCUCGACCAGGGGAAGACGCACGACGAUCAAGAUCCAGAGAACGAGACCGCAGGAGACGAGAGCGGGCCAAGAGCAAGGAGAGGAAAUCUGAUAAGAAGGAAAAGGGAGACGAGCCUCCAGCCAAACUUCUUGAUGACUUGUUCUUGAAAACCAAAGCUGCUCCAUGUAUAUACUGGCUCCCUCUUACUGAAGAACAGGCAGCACAGCGAGUUUUGGAUCGCACAGAGCGCAAAAAAGAACGCGAACGAAUACGCAAGGAGAUGGACGAGGAGGACAAGAAGCGGGAGGAGGAGAAGAGGGAGAGGCUGAAGGCUCGGGAGAAGGAGAGUGGGGUGGGUGGGGGGGCAGCUCGGCGUGUAUCUGAGGGGGACAGAGGCCGGGAGGGAGAGCGGAGGAGGGACAGUGCUCGUGGGCCCAGGCGUCUCUCCGCUGGUAAUCCAAGACGCUCCCGAAGCCGCAGCAACCCCAGGGACCGGCGACGCUGAGGGGACUAGUGCAGGCAGCUUUAGAGCAGACAGGUGGAAGUUAUUGGGGACAGUUGGUCUGAGCUGAUGAGGGUCCUCACCACCUUCUACUUUUUGGUCCAUUUCAAAGCUGGUAUGGUCUUCCACACACCUUACCCCACCUCCAUAGAUUCCUUGAACACUGUUUUGGUUCAUGACUCUGUAGUAGUUUCUUUGUCUUCCCGCUGCAGAGUACCAUCCAUCUUUGUCCUGUAGAGGGCAGUGCUCCUUUUACUGUUUCAUGUUGGUCUUUCCUCAGUCAAGAGGCUCCCCUUCAUUUUCCCACAGAGGUUUUUAAGGCUCGACUAUUUUAGUUCUGUGGGCACACACUUCCUUUUUGCGACUCUGUAAUACCCAUCCAAAAUAGACCCUGUACAUUUAUGUAUUACAUUAGUUUUUAUUGUUCAGCACUGAGAUUUCUUUUACACCAAACAGAUUUUUCUUUCUUUUUUGGACAUGUUUGUAUUGAGGCAAAGGAUGGUGUUUUACUCAUUGUGUAUUUCAGCCCUACAUUGUCAACAUGGUGUUUGAUCAUAAAAUAUUACUUUUUGAGAGUAAGCCUACUGUGUCCAUUUGGGAAAACUCCUUGAUUUCCUAAUCAUAUAUAAUACAAGGUAAAAGAAGUUUGUCAAAUAAGAGUAAUGGUUAUAGUUUUAAUAAUUUUGAUUUUAGUUGAAUUUUCUUUUAGGUGCUGAAUGUACUGAGAAUUGAAAUGAAUAAAUGGAAAUGGUUAUCAA
Periophthalmus magnuspinnatus is the source of this 4083-nucleotide messenger RNA. RefSeq names its product apoptotic chromatin condensation inducer 1b (gene acin1b). The record is from RefSeq and is a predicted model, not a curated record. Gene Ontology annotation, molecular function: RNA binding. The coding region runs from base 35 to 3328 and encodes 1097 amino acids. NCBI's taxonomy places the organism in Eukaryota, Metazoa, Chordata, Actinopteri, Gobiiformes, Gobiidae. The transcript has 17 exons.